Molecule: messenger RNA, 1819 nt
Organism: Pocillopora verrucosa
Lineage: Eukaryota; Metazoa; Cnidaria; Anthozoa; Scleractinia; Pocilloporidae
Product: small VCP/p97-interacting protein
Biological process (GO): negative regulation of retrograde protein transport, ER to cytosol; negative regulation of VCP-NPL4-UFD1 AAA ATPase complex assembly; positive regulation of autophagy
Cellular component (GO): endoplasmic reticulum membrane
Source: RefSeq, a predicted model, not a curated record
CUGCGUUCACGCCAGUGUCUUCUCUUUCCUUCGUUAUGGUUUUCUAAUACAAGUAACUAUCGAAAUUUGACAUGUAGAGACAAUUUACAGUAAUGGGAAAUUGUUACGAUUGUUUUAGCCCACAACCAGAGGUUGAAACCCCGGAUCCGGAAAUUAGAAGACGACAGCAAGAGGAGGCUGCGUUGAAACGACAGCAACAAGCUGAUGGUCGCGGAGUUAAGGAUCCAGAGAGACUCAAGAGACAACAGAAACGAAGAGAGGAUGCUGAGAGGGAGGCUUUGAGGCAUGGUCCUUCUGAUGGGGGAUUGAAGUGGACUGUUGGAUAACUUUAGGACCAGGACAAUCCCUCAAGAUACCCUUGCAUGAGAAAUUUCAAUUCAAAGUCUUCUUUUGGAAAUAUAUAUCUAAUGUAAGCUUUAAGCUUUUGGAAAAGUCAAUUUGGUUUAAAAAAUGUAUAUCUAUGUAUAUCUAAAUCUCUAGUAACAGUGUUACUACUGAUCAGAAACAAUUUUUACUUACAAGUAAAUUUGAUUUCUGGACUACUUCACUCAGGUGUUGUAGGAGGCUGAGUUACAAAAUAUUUAGAGUAUAAUUAGAUAUCCAUAUUUAUCAGCCAGUGGGUAAACAUGACAUAUGCCAGGCUUGAAGGUUCUAGCUCUAGGUUUCUUUGAAAUUGGGUCUAAGUCCACUGAUAAUCUGGUGUUAUCCCUUAAGUAGAUAAAAAUGUCAAUUGGCCACCAUAAAGAAUUUCCAAGGCUAAUAUUUCAAGCAUGAGCCCUUUAUUUUGUCAGAAUGGCUAGAGUUCAACCCAGGUUAACCCACUGUCUCUGCCUGUUGGUGAGCUACUGAACUCAUUUCUCACUAUUUGGACAAAGGUAUGGCACCUAUUGUCAAAUCUUUACCAUCAUACAUUAAAGACAGCCAAUGUGCACAUGAAAUUUUUUGCAAUAAUAAAAGUUAUAGGUAGGUAUAUGUAGUCAAAGUAGAGAGCUGCCAGCCAGAAAAAAUAACUUUCUGCUUUGUAAGUUACAUAGCAUGUUGUGUGUGGGUAUUUUUAAAGCUGAGGCUGUAAAGAAAUGUGUAUAAGAAAACAACAGACUGCUUAAAUCAAAGUUUUUUUUAGUCACUUUCAUCCCUACUUGAAUGAACACAACAUUCCCUUUGGCUGAGACUGCCCAUUUGCCAAUAGACUGUCUUGAUUACCUUGCAAGGUAGAAGUAAAAGGCACUUAAGCUGUAAAAAAAAUGGUAAUGUGAAAAUUGUAGUUAAAAUGGGUAUAGAUUGUUGCAAAUUAUUAUGCAAAGAAAGGGUAUUUAAAUUUAAUUUAUUUCUCACUGUGAUGCUCAGGACUUAUUAACAACUGCAAGAAACUUAACAGUUUAAAAUUCAAAUCAGUGCAUUCUUGCUUUGUAAUGAGUUCUGGUUUCUUCUCUGUGAGUGAUGGUUGAAUUGCCUUAAUUUCAAUCCAAAUCACAAAUGAGAAUUGAAUUAUUGAAGAAAAAUUAUUAAUUUUUUAGAAAAUUAGUUGGGUAAAGUAUUUAAAAUCCAGUAUUUAUCAUGUGUGCCAAACAGUUGUAUGCAUUAGGUCUAACAUUGUAGAAAAACCAUAAAAUGUUUAAAAGUGAUGUCACUUACUAGUUAUCUCUGAUCAGUUUUAAAAAUAUACAUGGCCAGGAAUAAUUUUGCAGGCAUGUUAGAAUAACAUUGUAAGCUAGUUUCACUUGACAAAUAAAGAAGCCUCUAAUGUAUUCUUUACUGUUGAAUAGUUGGCAUCAAGUGGUCAGAGGACAAAAGAAGUGUUGAGGGAAACACCAGUCUG